UUUUUCUGUUCUUUUACAAUGGCUCGAACUAAGCAGACCGCACGCAAGUCUACAGGCGGCAAGGCGCCGCGCAAGCAGCUGGCCACCAAGGCGGCCCGCAAGAGCGCGCCCGCCACCGGCGGCGUGAAGAAGCCGCACCGCUACCGGCCCGGCACGGUGGCCCUGCGCGAGAUCCGGCGCUACCAGAAGUCCACGGAGCUGCUGAUCCGCAAGCUGCCGUUCCAGCGGCUGGUGCGCGAGAUCGCGCAGGACUUCAAGACGGACCUGCGCUUCCAGAGCUCGGCCGUGAUGGCGCUGCAGGAGGCGUGCGAGGCCUACCUGGUGGGGCUCUUCGAGGACACCAACCUGUGCGCCAUCCACGCCAAGCGCGUCACCAUCAUGCCCAAGGACAUCCAGCUGGCUCGUCGUAUCCGCGGGGAAAGGGCGCUCCCCGGGCAGCAGCAGGCGCACAGCCGUCUGGAUCUCUCGGGACGUGAUGGUCGAGCGCUUGUUGUAAUGCGCCAGCCGCGAGGCCUCACCCGCGAUGCGCUCGAAGAUGUCGUUGACAAAGGAGUUCAUGAUGCCCAUGGCCUUGGACGAGAUGCCGGUGUCCGGGUGGACCUGCUUCAGCACCUUGUACACUGUCUGCAAACUCUCGUUAUGGCUCGUACCAAGCAGACCGCACGCAAGUCCACCGGCGGCAAGGCGCCGCGCAAGCAGCUGGCCACCAAGGCGGCCCGCAAGAGCGCGCCCGCCACCGGCGGCGUGAAGAAGCCGCACCGCUACCGGCCCGGCACGGUGGCCCUGCGCGAGAUCCGGCGCUACCAGAAGUCCACGGAGCUGCUGAUCCGCAAGCUGCCGUUCCAGCGGCUGGUGCGCGAGAUCGCGCAGGACUUCAAGACGGACCUGCGCUUCCAGAGCUCGGCCGUGAUGGCGCUGCAGGAGGCGUGCGAGGCCUACCUGGUGGGGCUCUUCGAGGACACCAACCUGUGCGCCAUCCACGCCAAGCGCGUCACCAUCAUGCCCAAGGACAUCCAGCUGGCUCGCCGUAUCCGCGGGGAGAGGGCGUAAAUUGUUUUCUCUUUCCGACUUUAAAC
Messenger RNA from Phacochoerus africanus (Common warthog), 1076 nucleotides. RefSeq lists its product as uncharacterized. Gene Ontology annotation, cellular component: nucleosome. Gene Ontology annotation, molecular function: structural constituent of chromatin; protein heterodimerization activity; DNA binding. The record is from RefSeq and is a predicted model, not a curated record. Bases 19 to 1050 code for a protein of 343 amino acids. The transcript is spliced from 3 exons. Lineage: Eukaryota; Metazoa; Chordata; Mammalia; Artiodactyla; Suidae.